AUGUUUCGGCUUCACCGCAUUCUACGUAGUUUGCCUUUUGAGCCGAUGGCUUUAUCAGCCUUUGAAACCAUAGAACGUGUAUCCACAUCUUCAGGAGUUGGAACAUCAUCAAAAGCAUCCACUUCACAAAAUCCAUUGUAUUUUAUUUCCCCUAAACACGAUGGGGUUCGUAUAGUUUCAUAUGUUAGUGAACGUGCAGAAUCUCAAAAAUCUACAUGUUUUUCUAGAUUUGGGAGACCUGUACAUGGUAUGUUCUGGAUUGAAGAAGAACUACAACUCUUACGUUGGCUUUGUGGAGACCCUCGCUUGGUAUUGGAUGGUGAAUUAUAUAUUCAUAGAGAAUCAUCAGAUGAUUCAGAUAAUGAAAAUGGUGUAAAAACUGGUUUUUUAGCCGUUUCAGCGUUAGUGCAUCGUCUACGUGGACCUAAAUCUGCCUGUUCAACAGAGGAAGAAGUUCUUAGCUACGUUGCCUCAUUACCUCGUUUCUGUAUUUUUGAUAUUGUUUCAUUUCAACCUUCGGAUAAUAUUAAUUUAAAUAAUGAAAAAAGUGUUAGAGGUCUUUCACAAAUUGAGAAGGAACGAUUGAUUAUUAUCCUUGAGGUAAUGAAAGCCAAUCAUAUUUCUGAUAUGGAAUUACUUCGUGUUAUUCCCAAUUAUUCAGUGUUUUCUCAACGACUCAAGGCGAUGAAUUUCUUGAUGAGUCUCUUACAGAGAGCCUAUUCCUCUCCUAUUUUGUUUCCUGGAAGAAAUCCUACUAAUAAUACUAAUGUCACAGAUUCUGCUUUUGCGGCUUCUCAUUUACUUAAAUCAAAUAAACGAAUUAAACAAAAAGGAAUAACUACUAAUUCUAAAAAUAUUGGAGGAGAAUAUGUUCAACUUAUUCAAUACUCAAUCCUUCACUCUCUUGAAGACGCGAAGCGUGUCUAUCUGAAUAAGUAUGUAUCUAAUGGAUAUGAGGGGGCAGUUAUUCGAAGUGCAACAAAUGUGUAUGAAGUGAGGGAAAAGGAAAAGGGUAUGUUACUUGGUUUAUUAGAGCCUAUCCUUCCUGGUAGUGAAAAUCUAGUGGUUAACACUAAGGGUUCACGGCGACGAGGACAACAUAUACAUAAUGAGGAAUCUACUUCACUUCUUUGUACAUAUACUAGUGAUAAACCUGCUAAUACAGUGAAUGAUGAUACAUCUAAUUUGAGUGAGAUAGAACAAAGUAAAGCAGAGGAUGCUAAUCAUGAAGAAAUUGCAAAAAUAGUAUUGAAACGGGCUAAACAAAAUACCAGACGAAGUAGCACAGUAGUAAAGUUACUCCCAUUUUGUGAUAAGGAAUAUGCUAUCCUAAAACCACUCUUGAAACUACCUUCUAGUAACCCACGAGCUCGUAGACUUGUGAGUAUUCCUCUUUCUUCUCUUCAUGAAGGGCGUAGUGCUAUUACAACUCCUAAAACAUCUAUUGGAAGAGCGGCAUCUGAGAAAAAUAAAGAUAGUAAAGUAGUGGUUUUUUACGGACUUCAAUGUCUUAGCGAUACAGGUCGUGUGUUUAAUGUUCCAUUACCAAAGAUGGAUGUAACGAAACAGCGGGCACUUUUAAAUCAUCUCUUGGAAGUUACUGGAGGAUCUAAAAAAAGAGGAAAAUCAGAUACCCGACAGGUGGGUCGCCGAUCUUUAACAGGAUUGUACGCUACUGUGAAGUUUCCCACUCUUACAGAGCAUGGGAUUCCACGUUUUGGUCAAGUAAAGGCCAUUCGUGGGGGAAAGGGAUGGUUUAUGUGA
Trypanosoma theileri is the source of this 1764-nucleotide messenger RNA. RefSeq names its product putative DNA ligase. The coding region runs from base 1 to 1764 and encodes 587 amino acids. Lineage: Eukaryota; Euglenozoa; Kinetoplastea; Trypanosomatida; Trypanosomatidae. The record is from RefSeq and is a predicted model, not a curated record. The transcript has a single exon.